Musa acuminata AAA Group (dessert banana) is the source of this 2077-nucleotide messenger RNA. Its product is annotated as binding partner of ACD11 1-like. The transcript has 7 exons. The record is from RefSeq and is a predicted model, not a curated record. Gene Ontology annotation, molecular function: RNA binding. Bases 984 to 1961 code for a protein of 325 amino acids. Lineage: Eukaryota; Viridiplantae; Streptophyta; Magnoliopsida; Zingiberales; Musaceae.
AUAUCCCCUCAACAACCCUAGAGGAUAACACCAGUUCGGACUCGAAUUCCAGUACCGAUGAGCUCGCCGGCGAGAUCGUCGGCGUCGGCGGCGAGCGGGGGGCAAGGCGGCGGCGGUGGCAACGCCGGAUUCGGCGACGACGCCUCUCCUUAUCACUUCCCGCUUGAAUCCGCCUAUGAUCGCAAGGACGAAGCCCUCGCAGCAUUGAGAUCGGAACUGAUGGCGGCGCUUCAGAAGGAGGUGAAGUCCUUGGACGACGACGCUUGGAAGUUCGCUGGCCCUCGCUCUCAAAUCCAUCGUAUUUCAAGACCAGGUGGGUAUCUGCAAAAGCAAGCAGGAAGUCCUGGGGAAGCCAACCAGCUUACCAAGCCAACAAGAAGUGUCCUGAGAUAAAACUUCGAGCAUUUUGCUGCAGAAAAGUCAUCUGGUGAUUCCAUGCCUUCGGACCAAUUUCAAGCCAACUUCUUAUAUGCUCCAAGUUUCUGUUCCGAGAUCUGCUAUUCCAAUUUCUAACCUUUUGUUCUUUGAUUUCGGUGUUGCUAAAUCUGCUUUGUUGCUUGAGAUCAGAACUCACAAAGACGAACUGGGAUCAGGCUAGCAAUAGAUUAUACUAUUACCUUAUAGCAAGUACUGUUGGCAAAGAUUGAUUCUGUAAUGCUGCAGUCUGUGAUUUCCUUGGUGCUUAAGCUUUGUAAAGCUCAGCCUCGUCCUUUCCGCACCAAUGUUUCUGACAUCGCGCUUGAAACUUGACGGGUUGUUUGACCCUUCGUGAUGAAGAAACCAUCGGAUGCAGCAAUCUCUUUGCAUGUGUGUCUGAGAACGUUAACGUCACGACAGAGAAAGAAAGUUUCGAUGGGGAUUAAUAUCAAUUUUUUAAUUCAGAAUUAGAUAUGUACACGUGUCAUUUUGUGUAUGGUUCUCCACAGCACCGACCUAUGGUUACACGCGUCAACAACGGCGUAACGGAGUCUGACGGCUAAGCGAUGGACUUAACGGAUCUCCGUCAGGCCCAAGUCAGAGAAAUCCAUCAGCUCCGCGACUUCCUCGGCGCACGCCGAAUUGCUAUAACACCCCCCUCUCUCUCUUUCUCGCCGUCGAUAGAAGAAUCAUCGGAGUCGAUAGCCAUGUCGGUGAGAACAGUGAAAGUUGGCAAUGUUUCCCUCAGUGCAUCCGAGCAAGACAUCAGGGAAUUCUUUUCCUUUUCUGGUGAUAUUGAAUACAUCGAAAUGCAAAGUGGAGAUGAGCGGUCUCAAGUUGCAUAUGUCACCUUCAAAAAGUCAGAUGGAGCAGAAAUGGCACUUCUUCUUUCAGGUGCCACGAUAGUUGAUAUGACUGUCAUUAUAACACCAGCCACAGAUUAUCAAUUACCAGCAGAUGCAUCAAUUCCUUACAUGUCGAAAGAUGGUGCUGCCAGUAACAAAGAGACUUCGAUUCAGAAGGCAGAAAAUGUCAUCAGCACUAUGCUGGCUAAGGGCUUGAUCCUUGGAAAGGGUGCAUUGGAAAGUGCAAAGUCUUUUGAUGAGAAACACCAAUUAUCAUCCACAGCAAUGACUAGGGUCUCAAAUUUAGAUCAUAAGAUUGGUCUCACCGAGAAAAUCAGCACUGGCACUUCUGCCGUCAACGAAAAGGUUUUGGAGAUGGAUCAUAGGUACCAGGUCUCCGAGAAAGCAAGAUCGGCCAUCACAGCUGCAGAGCAGAAAAUUAGCAAUGUCGGCUCUGCCGCCAUGGAGAACAAGUAUGUUUUCGCCGGCGUCUCAUGGAUGAUAGGUGCUAUCAACAAGGUUGCCAAGACUGCAAGUGAGGUCGGUACAAAAGCCGUGGAGAAAGCUACGGCUGAGCAACAACAGAACAAAUCAUCACCUGAAGAUGCUCAGGAUAGGGUGCAUUCGCCGGAGACUUCUGUAGCUUCACCACCUGAUCAUCCUAAGAAGCCCGAACCCGUGCAAGGAUUGAUUCUAUGAUCGGCGUUUUCUGCUUUCGUUUGUAUAUAAUGCUGUCAUGGUUUCAAAUACUCAGUUUCUAAAGAUCUGCUGUAGGACUUCUCCAGUUAUUAUAUGAAAGUGGUUCUGUUAAUGUA